Messenger RNA from Phaedon cochleariae (mustard beetle), 1254 nucleotides. Lineage: Eukaryota; Metazoa; Arthropoda; Insecta; Coleoptera; Chrysomelidae. The record is from the annotation of a GenBank genome assembly.
AUGGAUGAUCAACAUAUACUCAAUUCCUCCUUCUUCUACAACAUCACGAGUACUGAUGUGCCACAGGAAGAUCCAGAAUGGACAGACGGUUUCGUACUCUUCCUCAAAUCCACAAUCAUGGGAUCAAUCAUAGUUGCUUCCAUUUUAGGAAACCUUCUAGUCAUAGUUUCAGUCAUGAGACAUAGGAAGCUACGUAUCAUCACGAAUUAUUACGUGAUAUCAUUAGCAUUAGCAGAUAUGUUGGUGGCUAUGUUCGCAAUGACAUUCAAUGCAAGUGUACAGAUAUACGGAGAGUGGAAAUUCGGUUAUUUCAUGUGUGAUGUUUGGAACUCUUUAGAUGUUUACUUCUCAACCUCAUCAAUCCUGCAUUUGUGCUGUAUUAGUGUUGAUCGUUACUAUGCUAUCGUGAAACCGCUCAAAUAUACUCUGACAAUGACGAAAAAAGUCGUAGCACUCAUGAUAUUGAAUACUUGGAUCAGUCCAGCUGUGAUCAGUUUCUUACCGAUCUUCAAAGGUUGGUACACCACGAGAGCAAAUCAACGUUAUCGCAACAAACAUCCCGACAUAUGUGAAUUCAUUGUCAAUAAACCGUAUGCUAUAAUCAGCAGUAGCAUUUCGUUUUGGAUACCCUGUACAAUUAUGAUCUUCAUGUACCUCGCCAUAUUCAGAGAAGCCAAUAGACAAGAGAAAGAAAUGUACAACAGACAUGGAGCUGCGCUGCUACUCCAUCAGAAUAAUACGAAUGGUGAUAUGUUAUCUAACUCUGGUGGUUCUUCCAAAACCCUUACUCACCAUGAGAUCAAUCAAGAUCUACAUCACACGCCUACGAAAGAAAGGAAUAUAUCGAAGAUGAAACGGGAACACAAGGCUGCGAGGACAUUGGGUAUUAUAAUGGGAACUUUUAUUUUGUGCUGGUUGCCUUUCUUUCUUUGGUACGAUACAGUUUAUCUCUGUGACUCUUGUCAGGAGAAUUGCCCUCCUGAAGUCGUAGCCGUGGUCUUCUGGAUAGGAUACUUCAACUCCACAUUGAACCCGAUUAUCUAUGCCUAUUUCAAUAGGGACUUCAGGGAAGCCUUCAAGAAUACAUUGCAGUGUGCUUUCUGUAGUUUGUGCAAAGGUCCUCCUUCUAACUUGGACUAUAUAGACAAUAGGAGGCCUUCUAUACGGUACGAAGACAGAACAAAAAGUGUGUAUUCAGAGACAUAUCUCAAACAUGUUGAUCGCAGAUGUUCUGAGUUUGGUUCUAGCCUUUGA